CUUUCCUCCCACCUCCAUCGCCGCCACUCCCUCAAAACUCAGGCGCUCAAAGUCCUCGUCGCCUCGCUCGCGCCACGUCUCCGCGCCGCCACUGAGAGCCGGACUAGCAGCAUAAGCUGCUAAGCUUGCACUAGAAGGAGGGAUGGGAGGCGGCAGGAAGCGCGGGCGGUCGCAGCGCCGACACUUCAAGCAGGGGCGCGAGAACGUCUGGAAGGACAACCCCCAGCGCCCUCCCGCCGGCGGCGGCGGCGGAGACCAAGGCGCCGCAGGGAGCGGCGAGGGGCGCGAGGGAAACGACUCCUGGCAGCCGUUCUCCACCGAGAACCCGGCCUUCGAGGCCUACUACAAGGAGCAGCAAAUUGUUCCUGAGGAAGAGUGGAAUGACUUCAUGAGCAUGCUCCGGAAGCCAUUGCCAGCCGCUUUUAGGAUUAAUGCGAGCUGUCAAUUUUAUCAAGACAUUUGUUCACAGUUAGAAAAUGACUUCAGGAAGUCGUUGGAGACGGAGGUUAGUGAUGAGCAUGAAAAAGAUGCUAUUCGUCCUUUGCCUUGGUAUCCUGGCAAUCUUGCAUGGCAUUUGAACUUUUCUCGAAUGCAGCUGAGGAGAAACCAGGCACUUGAGAGUUUUCAUGAAUUCUUGAAGCAAGAGAAUGAAGUUGGCAAUAUAACUAGGCAAGAGGCUGUCAGCAUGGUCCCACCUUUGUUUCUGAACGUGCAACCCGACCAUCAUAUCCUUGACAUGUGUGCCGCUCCAGGGUCUAAAACUUUCCAGCUACUUGAGAUGAUCCACCAGUCAACAAAGCCUGGAGUGCUUCCAAAUGCCAUGGUGGUAGCUAAUGAUGUCGAUGUGCAAAGAUGCAAUCUUCUUAUUCAUCAGACAAAGAGAAUGUGCACAGCCAACCUGAUAGUGACAAAUCAUGAAGCCCAGAACUUUCCUGGCUGCAGUCUUACAAAGUUUUGUCCCGAAACAUAUUUAGACGAGUCCAAACCGCAGAGGUUGGAAUUUGAUCGUGUACUGUGUGAUGUGCCAUGUAGUGGUGAUGGGACUGUCCGUAAGGCUCCUGAUAUGUGGAGAAAGUGGAAUGCUGGUAUGGGGAAUGGACUUCAUCGUCUCCAAGUUGAAAUAGCUAUGCGUGGUAUUGCUUUGCUUAAAGUGGGCGGAAGGAUGGUGUACUCAACGUGUUCAAUGAAUCCUGUUGAAAAUGAAGCUGUUGUUGCUGAGAUCCUGCGGAGAUGCGGAGAUUCUGUUGAACUCCUUGAUGUUUCUAAUGAGCUUCCUGAAUUGGUUCGCCGUCCUGGACUUAGCACCUGGAAGGUACGAGAUAGAGGGUCUUGGUUGGGCACUCAUGAAGAUGUCCUUCACUACAGGAAGAACGCGAUAUCACCAAGUAUGUUUCCCUCAGGUAAAGGUAGCACGGAUAACCGUAAGGUUGGUGGCAGUGGGGAGCUCAACAUGGAUGUGGCCGAUGCAGACAUGGACUCAGGGGAUAUGGUAGAGAGGAAAGAAGAAUCAAGAAUAGCGAUCAAUGGCAGCAAUAAUGGUGAAACCAACAUUGAAGAGAUAAACCAAGUUGAAUCUGAGUCCGGUGAAGUUCCAAGGGACUCUGAAAAAAAAUCAGAUUCUACCUCCAUCUGUACAGAGCAUUCAAAUUUGCCACUACAUCGUUGCAUGAGAAUUGUUCCUCAUGACCAAAACAGUGGAGCAUUUUUUAUUGCAGUCCUUCAGAAACUCUCUGUUCUCAAUGAGAACCAGGUGGUAGAAGUGAUGAAAGGUGAGCACAGUAUCUUGAAAGACAGGGCUGUGAAACCUGUGGAUAGUCCAGGCUCAGAUAAGGUGCCGUCUGAAGAAAUCCCAGUUCACCAGCAAGGGGUUGAGGGCAGCCAUGUUUCGGGUAAACAACAAAACGGAGACAUGGAUGCAAUUUCAAAAGAUAAGGCCUCUGAGGAAGGUAGUGUAAUCGUUAAUGAGACACAAAAUGAUGAAGCAGCAACAAGAGAUAAGAGGAAGACACAGAAUCAAGGAAGAUGGAGAGGGGUUGAUCCUGUGAUAUUUUUCAGAGAUGAAGCGACAAUCACAAGCAUAGUAUCUUUCUAUGGUAUCAAGGAUUCAUUUACCCUUGAGGGUCAUCUUGUGACUAGAAACCCUGAUACUAAUCAUGUUAAAAGAAUAUAUUAUGUGUCAAAAUCAGUUCAAGAUGUUUUGGAGCUCAAUGUAAAAGUUGGCGAGCGGCUAAAGAUUACCUCACUUGGCCUAAAGAUAUUUGAAAGACAGUCGUCAAAGGACGGUUCACCAUGCACAUUCAGGUUAUCAUCUGAGGGAUUGCCUCUGCUGCUUCCCUACAUCACCAAACAGAUUCUAUAUGCAUCUGCAUUGGACUUUCAGCAUCUUUUGCAGUACAGAAUCAUUAAGUUUCCAGAUUUUGUGGAUGCAAAAUUCGGUGAGGAAGCUUCAGCUUUGCUACCAGGUUGCUGUGUCGUCGUAUUACGUGAAGGGCAUCAGCACAUAGAUUCAAUAGCCACGGAUCCCUCUGCAAUCGCUAUUGUUUGCUGGAAAGGAAAGACCAAUUUGUGUGUCAUGGUUUCUCCCCUGGAUGGAAAGGAGCUGCUUGAAAGGGUUUCAUUGCGCUUUGGGCUCAAAGUCCCUAAAGCCGAUGAUAGAAAAACUAAGCUGAAGGUUGAUGGAUCAGACGAGCAGCUUGAUUGUGGUGCUGAGACGGUAGAUCCAGAAUGUAAGCCUGAAAGCAAAGCAUCAGACAUGGACAUCUCAGAUGUUAAGGAGGUCGAGUAGCUUGGCUCACACCCUUCUAGAUCGCAGAUUAUAUCUGGACGAUCCAGCAGAGUCCCACUACUUCACUACCUGUACGAGUUGAUGAUUAUUCUAGUGAUUGGGGUUGCCAUUUUUACCUGCUGGCAUUUCUACCGGAUUUACAUGCCAUUAAACCUACUCCGCAUACAUGGUGCUAGUUGCCCCCCUGUAACGUGUCAGUUUGCUUUUCUUUGAGAAGAUGUGAUGUGGGGCACAACAGUGUCGCGAUGAACUCUGAACGCAAGAGCUAUUAAUUUCUUAGACAUCUUGAACUGAUGUGUAGCCGUAAUUUUUUGCGACAUCUAGAUCUGAAGUUGGACGAGUACGGCUGACUUUUCGUGCGUAA
Messenger RNA from Brachypodium distachyon (stiff brome), 3149 nucleotides. RefSeq names its product tRNA (cytosine(34)-C(5))-methyltransferase. Gene Ontology annotation, biological process: RNA methylation. The transcript is spliced from 15 exons. Lineage: Eukaryota; Viridiplantae; Streptophyta; Magnoliopsida; Poales; Poaceae. The coding region runs from base 143 to 2785 and encodes 880 amino acids. Gene Ontology annotation, molecular function: tRNA (cytidine-N5)-methyltransferase activity; RNA binding. The record is from RefSeq and is a predicted model, not a curated record.